ACCGUGGAGCGGAAAAGGGUAGCGCUGCGAACGUCGUAAAAUGCCGGGCCGGGCUGCUUUCCGGCAGGCGUUGGAGAGGCCGCUUUCCGGCGGCGCCGGGCGAGAAGCGCGACUGGAGUCUGGGGCUGCGGCUUCCCAGAGGCUCGAGUCGCUUUUCCAGGAGCCGAGGCCCAAACGGGGCCGGGCCUGAGGGGUCCUCCGCCAGCCCGCGGCCGCGCCAUCAAUCGCCGCCGCCUCGUCCCGCUUCUCGGCUGAGGCGCCGCGCGGCCAGGCAGCGGGUCCAGGCCUCAGCCGCGCGCCCAGGGGCCUCCGGGGCCCUCCCGGGUCAGCAUGCCCGGGGUGAAGCUGACCACCCAGGCCUACUGCAAGAUGGUGCUGCACGGCGCCAAGUACCCGCACUGCGCCGUCAACGGGCUCCUGGUGGCCGAGAAGCAGAAGCCGCGUAAGGAGCACCUCCCCCUGGGCGGCCCGGGCGCCCACCACACCCUCUUCGUGGACUGCAUCCCCCUCUUCCACGGCACCCUGGCCCUAGCCCCCAUGCUGGAGGUGGCCCUCACCCUGAUUGAUUCAUGGUGCAAAGAUCAUAGCUACGUGAUUGCUGGUUAUUAUCAAGCUAAUGAGCGAGUAAAGGAUGCCAGUCCAAACCAGGUUGCAGAGAAGGUGGCCUCCAGAAUCGCCGAGGGCUUCAGCGACACUGCGCUCAUCAUGGUAGACAACACCAAGUUUACGAUGGACUGCGUAGCGCCUACGAUCCACGUGUACGAGCACCAUGAGAACAGAUGGCGGUGCAGAGACCCACACCAUGACUACUGUGAAGACUGGCCAGAGGCACAGAGGAUCUCAGCCUCGCUCCUGGACAGCCGGUCCUACGAGACGCUCGUGGAUUUCGAUAACCACCUGGAUGACAUUCGGAAUGACUGGACAAACCCAGAGAUCAAUAAAGCUGUCCUACACUUGUGCUAGGCAGGCACCGCUGUGACUGGGCUCCAGGCCUUUCCACUACGUUGAAGAAGAAAACCUAUUUUUAAAUGUAAAUAAAAUAUCUUUUAGCCUGUGUGGAAAGCUGACCGUUUUAAGAAGUGGCAUGUGCCUUGAAAGGGGGCAGAAUGUUCAGUUGGUCGUGGUUUUAACACAGAGUCUCUAGAAGAGGUGCAGACAUCCCGUCUGACUGUCCCUGUGGACUCUCUCAGUUGUAUUGUUGCUAUAAUCCUCCAAAUCAAAGCUCUUUCUGCUUGUGCAAGAUUGUUCCUAUUAAACACUUUUAACUAACCUUUUAUAAUCUGGAGAGAAUACUUUUUAAGGCUUUUGAACUAUCUUUUUUUAAAAAAAAAAAAAAAAAGCCCACAUCUUAUACUCCAAUGAGUGUGUUUGUGAGUUUUUAUCCUGUUUGAAUUUUGAUGUCGUCCAGGCGUCCUGGGAUCAGGGUAGACACGUGGAGUGCUGGUGCUGAGCUGUUUGAGAAGCUCUGUGUGGGUGUUUCUGUGGUCAGGUGGGCUGAGCUGUGAACAGCACUGCUCCACACGGUGUCGGCUCACAGAGCCACCACAGCUCUGCCCAGCGGGAGUGACACCACUGAUGCCACAGAAGCCUUUAUCGUUAGGGGCAAAAGCAGACAUCUCUGGUAGCAGGAGCUCAGUGUGGUGCUCUUCAGCCACCCAGAAAGCUCACAUGCCUGCAGGGCCAGGAAAGGGAAAUGAUCAUUUCUUUUGUAUUAGGAAAAACAAGACUUAGACUUCCCGAGUUGUGCAGAGUGACGUCUGUACUUUUUAUACUUAGAACAUUUGGUCAAGUUUUCUAACCAAAACUUAGGAAAUUGAGAGGGAAACUUUAUGGUACGUUUACCUUUUUUCCUUUUUAUAUGAAUGAUUUUGUACAAAGUUCAGAGAGCGGUACCUUUCCUACUGUCUUGUCUUUGACUCCAUGGAGGAAUUUGUAACGAUCGGUGUGACCUGAAAGGGUUUGUGAUACAGCGGUCACUAUUUUCUCUUAACACAUAGGAAAAAAGUUCAGACAUCGCUACAAUAAAUGUGCUUUAUUUGAUCCACCAAA
Gorilla gorilla gorilla (western lowland gorilla) is the source of this 2049-nucleotide messenger RNA. RefSeq names its product ER membrane protein complex subunit 8 (gene EMC8). The transcript is spliced from 5 exons. The record is from RefSeq and is a predicted model, not a curated record. The coding region runs from base 331 to 963 and encodes 210 amino acids. NCBI's taxonomy places the organism in Eukaryota, Metazoa, Chordata, Mammalia, Primates, Hominidae. Gene Ontology annotation, cellular component: EMC complex.